UGAAAUCCGACUUGAGCGUUGACGGUCUGUCACAUUUCACGCUGACACCAAGCGAACACUGGGCGCAUACACACACAUCCACAUAUACUCACAGGCAGGGCUCACCAUAUUAUCGACAGAUCCGAGUCAGGAGUACAGUCGAGGAGAGCACAUUGAAGUGACUGAAAGCUUCUUCUGUGAGAGGAAACGAGAGAAAAGGGGACCGAAAAAAAGAAAAGAAACGGAGGAAAUCCCCCGAAAGGAAAUGCCAAUCGCAGCCGCUGGACAGCCAACGACUCAGGAGCCUCGAGUUUGCCCCCGGCUGCCCUCCACCCCGGAGCCUGUCCCUAAAGGGGCUGAUUUAUUCGACGAGGCGGGGGCGGCGGAGUCGGCGGAGCGAACAGAGUACGGGGGCGCGGAGGGGGGCAGAGGACUCGGGGGCUAUAGUUACAGCCAGAGCGGCGCUAGGGGCUUUUUACAGCCCGGAUCCAUCAACGGCUCUCCGCCGCAGUCCCCAGCCGCGUCCUCCUCUUUUCUCUUCCACCCCCUUCACCCCCACCAAAUGGCCAUGGAGCCCCCAAGGACUCGAUCGCGUUCUCGGUCUGGAUAUUACCAGCAGUACGGUGGUGCGAAUGGCAACGGAAUUACCGGCAGCGGAGUCAUGGGAUCUAACCAUCACCACCACCACCUCCACCACCAUCAGCAGCAGCAGCAACUACAUCCACAGCAGCAGCACGGUGCCGGUUGCGCACCACUUGGAGCUCACAGCAUCCACUCGGAGAACCAGCCGCGAGCCCCGGGAAGUAACGCCUCUCCCGGCAUUCAGAGGCUGUCAGCGGCUCCCGGAGCGCACCGCGUCCCGGCGGCAGGAGCCUCUGGCGGGUCCUACCACUGCCACCCAGACCUUACAUACGGAGAGGAAAGCGAUAAGAGUGAGGAAAGCCCCAGUCCAAAGCGCCAGAGGCUGUCCAGUCAAUCUGUUUUGGAACAGCUAACCUCAUCCGCCCCCCCUCCGUCCACCCCAUCUCCCCCCAUCCGGCCCUGGGAGUCAGGACCCCCAAGUCGGAGACAGCCUCACCCCCACACACACUACCACCAGGAGAGAUGCCUCACUCCUGCUCGGCACAGACGCAGCCCACCAGCGAGGCGUCAGCGUGGCCGUCUCUCCAGACCUGCCCGUCACAUCCCUCCCCAUCACUACCCCUCCACCCAGGGCCCCACACCUCGCCUGUCGCCAUCAGAGCUCCAGGAUGAAAACUACCACCGCAACCCACAUCCCUCCACACACCAAACGUACCCAACACACACACCCAGCGCCUACGGCCAGCCUCCCACAGCCGGUGGUGGCGCAGCAGGUUUGGAGGAGCCCCGAGCUUUCCACCCCCCCACCUUGUCGCCGCGACUACUGCACCCGGCUGCUCACCACCACCACCAUCACCAUCAUCAUCAGCAACAGCAUCACGUGACGCAACAGCAGCAGGGAGCCAUGGUCAUGGACUUGCACGAACAGUUACAGCAGGCUAGUGUACCAGUCUCCUACACAGUGACCCCAGUCCCUCCACAUGGUCUUGCAGGGCCUUUGUGUAGUGGCCAGCACCUUCCCCCUACCUGUUCCUCACAACAACAAGUCCCUGCCUGCAGCGUGGUCUUUAGCACUGGACAACACUACCACCCGAUGCUUCAGGCAUGUUCAAUGCAACAUUUGCCAGUGCCCUACGCCUUUCCCUCACUGCUGUCCAGUGACCCUCAGUUCCUGCUUCCCCAUCCACCUCACCUCUCUCACCACCCGCCCCACCUCCCCACACCAGGACAGUUCCUGCCCUUUCAGACGCAACAGCCACGAUCGCCUUUACAGAGGAUCGAAAAUGAGGUUGAGCUUCUGGGAGAACAGCUGUCAGUAGGUGGAGGCUUCAGCUACGCCCACCAUCACCACCACCAUCACCACCAGCCUCCCUCCACCCUGCCACCCUCCACACCACUCCAGUUCCUCUCCCACCAUGACCCUCUGUCGCAGGAGCUCUUUACCGUGCCCUAUCCCCACUUUAUGCCUCGCCGAUUCACAAGCCGGCGUUACCGCUCUCAGCAGGCUGUACCUCCGUCCCCCUACCACCCCAGCUUCCUGCCUUACUUCCUCUCCAUGCUUCCUGUGCCCCCGAAUGUGGCCCCCACUAUCAGUCUAGAGCUUGAUGUGGACGACGGAGAAGUGGAGAACUAUGAGGCCCUAUUGAAUCUGGCAGAACGUCUGGGAGAAGCCAAGCCCCGCGGUCUAACUAAAGCAGAUAUUGAACAGCUUCCAUCGUACAGGUUCAAUCCCAACAACCAUCAGUCUGAGCAAACACUGUGUGUGGUAUGUAUGUGUGACUUCGAGUCUCGCCAGGUCCUAAGGGUCUUGCCGUGUAAUCAUGAGUUCCACACCAAGUGUGUCGACAAGUGGCUUAAGGCUAACCGAACCUGUCCCAUCUGUCGAGCCGAUGCCUCAGAGGUCCAGCGGGAUUCUGAGUGACCUCACAGCAGCACCCGACACCCACAGUCCCAGACAACCUUAUGGAUGCACCAACCGACCAGUGAACAAUUUCCAUCGUACGCCUCCGCUCACACAUUCUGCCACAUAAUUGGGACCAGUGCUCCUUAUUCCCUCACGGUUUAAUCACCCAUGACACUUAACAGUAAUUUUCACCUGGGAACAGCAGCUUUCUACUGACUCAUGCUCACUUUAUCGCUGGACUUCCUAGGCCUUCUGUUUUGGACUAUUACGCUCCUACUACCCUGCCUUCUGCUCAUGGUUACUCCUUACUAUGAAUGGCCUUUGAAACACAUAAAGUGUCAUGUGCAGGUGGACAUGUAGAUGUAUAUUUCUUUUAAAAGUCCUUCCAAACUGAUACGACCCGUUCAGUCUUGUAGGUGAUGGACAGAGUAAAAAGACUUCCGUAUACAAACAUUUAGGGAGAUUUGUCAACCCAAAGAUUCUGCUAACGUUGUUGUUAUUAUUCUGGCCAUUUUUACGAGGCUCAUUAUAAUUGCGGUUGAACAUUUUAAUUUCCAUUUGUUUAUCUUUGCAUUGAGCAUGAGAGCAGUCUGUAUGGGGUGAAACAAAGAUACUGUACACUGUGUGUCCAAGAGUGAGCUACUUUGGAACAGUGAAAAAUAUACUUUAUUUUCUCUAUAUGUGUGUUUGUAUGCAAAUGUGUGUGUGUGUGUGUGUGUGUGUUACUCCUCCUGUGGUAUUUAUACAGUUCAUGUGGUACAGUGCAUUGACUCCCUUGACCUUUAUCCUACUUUUUUAACAUUUACACUCACUGGAGAUCGAGGGUUACUUCAGACCUUAUAUAGCCAAAAUUUGUUCAAAAAGCAAAUCGUAAAAUCAAAGUGUAGGACCAAGAACACCUCCAGGGAAGUCAACAAUGCUUUUGUGUCAUGAUCAUGCUUUACAUUGAUUGAUUCCAUCACUCCAUGUCUGCCCGUCUGUGUUGUUCUCGUCUUAAACUAGUAACGCUUGGAAGCUUUUUGAAAGACAGUUUCUUUGUGAUACGUCCAAACCUAAAGGAAACUGAUCAGGAAUAUUUAUGUUUCUCAACAUAUCCACUGAGCUCACCCCAAGGCACAUCUUGUGAAUACAGUUGAAUCCAACAGAUCUGACAAUGUGGAUGCAAAUAAAUGGAUUACAAAUGUCCCCGAAACAUUCAUACAUGCUCAGUUUGCUAGCUUUCCUCUGAGAAUGAGGCCUUUGGAAACAUGUGUCUAUAUCUGUCUUGGUACCUAAGCAGCGUUCUGCAAGUGUUGACAGAUAUAGAUGCUAUGUUUUGCCCCCCAUUGAUGAGGAGCAAGUUGGAAGGGACUUGCAAGGUCACAGCUAAAUCUACUGUUUCACCACACUGUGGAUUUGACACUUGAGCACUUUAAUAAGUAGAUUUAAGACCUACAUGCUUUUUUUUUUCAUUCUGAACGAACCACUGAUCAGUUUCCAACAGCCCAUGUGUGUCGGAUAACAAACAUUAGAAUGCAUUAAAACCACAAACAGUUCCAUUUCAACUUCCAGUAGCUACAGUGUUCCCAUAUGUCGAAUUUUUAUAUUCUUCUCACUGCACAUCUUUUCGUUUCCAGAGGUUUGGGGGCUCUGUUUGGUGAUGAUGAUAAUAAUAUAUCUCUGUAAGGUCUAUGUCAGCAUGUGAUAAUGUAACUCAGAGAUGUUCACCUCAUACACAGAGCAGGCUAUCUAAUGGAAUUUAUCACUAUUUAUCACAAUUGGUGUUUUGUGUCAAGAUAAAAAUCUAACAUAGGCCUUAUAGAGAUCGCAGAGACAAAAGUUUGGUUUGAAAAGUUCUGCCAGGCACCCACAGUGUCUUGCAUCUGAGAUGCCUUUAAUACACCUUCUUUUUCUCCAGGUACAAUUCGUAUCUGUCCAGUGUCACCACAUCAGACCAAGACAUUUGUUUAAACCUGAUUUUUGCAACAGUGUAUCAGUGUCCAGAGGGUUUAGUUGACCUUCUAUUUUUUGUCCGUGUAUAAAAUCAUAUAAUACCCAUGGGAAUGGAGGGAAAUUAUAUUUUCUGUCAUCUUUUUUCUUUGGGGUCAAAGGUCAUAAAUGUGACUGUAUGCAUCCAUUUUGUGUCUUAGGAUUGUAUUAUGUUGGACAGUUUUUUGUUGCUUGGUACACUAGCAAUUACCUCAGUCCCACUAUUUAUGUCUUUUCAGAAAAAGGCGCAACCAGUAUGAUUAGUGCUUAUGGAUUUAUUUCGCUAAUCUUCUCCAUGCAAGUUGUUGGGUUGUUUGAACAUUUUUUCCUUUUAAACUCUAUGAAACUCUGUCAUUAAAAUGGUGUCAUAGUAGUUUCAUUAUGUAUUAUAUCUGUAACCAAAAUCAUUUGAAGGCCUGGUAUGACGAUAAUGAAAUUUUUAACAAACAUUUGUACAUUUUGUAUGAGAGUUAUUACUAGUAAUACUUUAUUAAGUAGUGCAAUGAUUUUUUUAAUCCCUUACCCCGUCUUUUGGAUUUCAAAAGCUGGUUCAAUAAUAAAUGUAUAACAUCCUCUUCUAAGA
Acanthopagrus latus (yellowfin seabream) is the source of this 5015-nucleotide messenger RNA. It is a transcript of the gene rnf38, whose product is annotated as ring finger protein 38. The transcript is spliced from 13 exons. Lineage: Eukaryota; Metazoa; Chordata; Actinopteri; Spariformes; Sparidae. The record is from RefSeq and is a predicted model, not a curated record. Bases 245 to 2482 code for a protein of 745 amino acids.